GAGGGGCGCGGCCACUGGGAGCCGGUCCGGCGGGCGAGCUGGACGCGCGUCUGGCCCUUUAAGGGCCGCGGGCGAGGAAGCUUUGGGCCGGCUGGCUCCAGGCGCUCCUUCCUGGUCCUGCGGGCGGUCGGAGGGGGCCGCGCCCGGUGCCCCCAGCCUGGCCACAUGGCCCUGGUCACCGUGAGUCGUUCGCCCCCGGCCAGUGGCCAUGCCACGCCCGUGGAGCGCCCGGACUGGGCGGCCAAGCGCAGAGGCCGACUCCAGCGCAGGCAGAGCUUUGCCGUGCUCCGAGGCACGGUCCUGGGUCUGCAGGACAGCGGGGACGAGGGAGAUGUGGCGGAGGCCGGCCCCGAGCCAGCGGGGGCACCCCUGGGUGAGGACCAGCCCCCUGGUGCCCAGCUGGACUCGGAGCCCGGGGAGCAGAAGGACGCAGAGCCGGGGGAGCACGGCCUGCAGGAGCAGGAGCAGGAGCAGGAGCAGAGCCGGCACCUGCGCCUCAUGGUGCAGCUACUGAGGCCGCAGGACGACAUCCGUCUGGCAGCCCAGCUGGAGGCAGCCCGACCCCCAAGGCUCCGCUACCUGCUGGUGGUCUCCCCCAGCGACAGCCAGGAUGAAACGGUGCUCCUGGGGGUAGACUUCCCGGACAGCAGAUCCCCUAGCUGUACACUGGGCCUAGUCCUGCCUCUCUGGAGUGACACCCAGGUGUACCUUGAUGGAGAUGGGGGCUUCAGUGUGACUUCCGGAGGGCAGAGCCGGAUCUUCAAGCCCAUCUCCAUCCAGACCAUGUGGGCCACGCUGCAGGUGCUGCACCAGGCCUGCGAGGCCGCUCUGGGCAGUGGGCUUGUGCCCGGAGGCAGCGCCCUCACCUGGGCUGGCCACUACCAGGACCAGCUGAGCUCCAACCGGAGCUGCCUCAACGAGUGGACGGCCAUGGCUGACCUGGAGUCCCUGCGGCCGCCCAGCACCGAGCCCGGCCGGCCCUCUGAGCAGGAGCAGAUGGAGGAGGCCAUCCGUGCUGGGCUGUGGGAGGUGCUGGAGGUCAGCGACCUGGACAGCGUCACUUCUAAAGAGAUCCGCCAGGCCCUGGAGCGGCGCCUGGGCUACCCGCUGCAACGGUCCCGUGACUUCAUCGACAACCAGAUGCUUCUGCUCAUGGCGCAGCGUGACCGUGCGUCCAUGAUCUUUCCGCACCUCUACCUGGGCUCCGAGUGGAAUGCAGCCAACCUGGAGGAGCUGCAGAGAAACAGGGUCAGCCACAUCCUCAACAUGGCCCGAGAGAUCGACAACUUCUUCCCAGAGCGCUUCAUCUACCACAACGUGCGUGUGUGGGACGACGAGGCCGCCCAGCUGUUGCCCUGCUGGAAAGAGACACACCGAUUUGUGGAGGCGGCGAGAGCGCAGGGCACUCGGGUGCUGGUCCACUGCAAGAUGGGCGUGAGCCGCUCGGCGGCCACGGUGGUGGCCUACGCCAUGAAGCAGUACGGCUGGAGCCUGGAGCAGGCGCAGCGGCACGUGCAGGAGCGCAGGCCGGUGGUGCGGCCCAACCCUGGCUUCCUGCGCCAGCUGCAGACCUACCAGGGCAUCCUGACAGCCAGCCGGCAGAGCCAAGUCUGGGAGCAGAAAGUGGGGGCCGCCUCCCCUGAGGAGCCCCUGGCCCCCGAGGUCUCUGCACUGCUGCCGCCUCCUCCCCCAGAACCAGGGGACACUGGGGAGGCGAAGGCCGUGGAGCUGGAGGAGAGCCAGACAGCUCCCCAAGAGGAGCCAGGGUCCCGGCCCCGGAUCAACCUCCGUGGGGUCAUGAGGUCCAUCAGCCUCCUGGAGCCCCCCUUGGAGCUGGAGAGUGACCCUGAGGCCAGCAACCUGCCAGAGGUUUUCUCCAGCGAGCCUUCAGAUGGAAGCCCUCCCCAGACCCUCCCUCUGCCCACCCAGGCCAAGUGUGGCCGGCAGCCACGCAAGGGGCCUUGGCCGGCCCUGAAGUCCCGCCAGUCUGUGGUCGCGCUCAACAGCGCCGCCCUGGUGGCCAGCAGGACCCGGGCCUUCCGCGAGCAGGAGCAGGGCCAAGGCGGGGCAGGUGGCGUCUCCACUUCCAGGCUCCGGAAGGUGGUGAGGCAGGCCGGCAUGGAGGGUGGCACGGAGGAGGGUGGGGCCUGAGACCACCCCAUCCAGAUUGGUGCUUCUAGACUGAGCACCCCUGGAUUCUGUCAGCCCCCCAUACACACACACACACACGCAGACACACACACUACAGCCUUGCGCGUUCCAGCCUUAAGCCUCAGACCCGCAUCCACUUAUCCAAGGGCUCAAGACUUUCUCUGUCACAGAGACUGGAGAGGGUCUGGGGCUGACGGCACCCUGGCCUCAUUCUCCCCUGCUGCCCCACCCCCAGCCUCCCUCUGCCCUCCCCAGCUCCUGGGGCCUCAGGCCAAAGUGACACUGCCUCUUGCCCCCCACCCCCAGAGCAAAGAGUUGCCUCAGUGUUUGGUGCCAAGUCCAGGGGGGCUGCCAGGUGGGCUCCCGAUACCCUCAGACUGGCCCCAGUCUUUCGCUGCCGCCCCAGGGCAGGGGCAGGGGCAUGGGCACGGGCUAAAGGGUCUUGGUUUUGUCUCCCGUGACCUCUCGCCAGCACUUUUCAGCAUCCCGACAGCCUGGCUUUGUACUUGGAAAUAAAAGGCACUUUCUUACAA
This is a messenger RNA of Erinaceus europaeus (western European hedgehog), 2684 nucleotides long. It is a transcript of the gene SSH3, whose product is annotated as slingshot protein phosphatase 3. The record is from RefSeq and is a predicted model, not a curated record. Lineage: Eukaryota; Metazoa; Chordata; Mammalia; Eulipotyphla; Erinaceidae. The transcript is spliced from 14 exons. Gene Ontology annotation, molecular function: actin binding; protein tyrosine/serine/threonine phosphatase activity. The coding region runs from base 166 to 2151 and encodes 661 amino acids. Gene Ontology annotation, biological process: negative regulation of actin filament polymerization; actin cytoskeleton organization; protein dephosphorylation. Gene Ontology annotation, cellular component: cytoplasm.